Molecule: messenger RNA, 2715 nt
Organism: Lucilia cuprina (Australian sheep blowfly)
Lineage: Eukaryota; Metazoa; Arthropoda; Insecta; Diptera; Calliphoridae
Gene: RhoGAP16F
Product: rho GTPase-activating protein gacW
Exons: 5
Coding region: 1050-2534 (494 amino acids)
Biological process (GO): signal transduction; regulation of GTPase activity
Cellular component (GO): cytoplasm
Source: RefSeq, a predicted model, not a curated record
CGUUUUAGAUGAGGUUUAAAUUUAAACUUAAUGUUAGUGAGGCAUACACAUAUGUGUGCUAAGUGCAACUAGAAAUUACGAGUUUAAAUUGACAAUUAUUCAAUGUGUUGAAAGUGAAAUAAAUAUGAAAUUCGCUGGAAAUGUAAAUGAUUACUUAUAUUAGAGGUUCAAAUUCCAUUUCAUUAAAAUUAUAACAAAUAUUUGCAAACCCCAUCAGUAGUUAGAAAACGAUUACUUGAAAACAGAGAUCGGCAAUCAGAGCUAAAAGAUAAGUAGAAUGCAUAAAACUAAUACAGAUGUCAAACAAUAAAAAGGGCUUUUUGUUUUGAUAGUUUUAAAAGUGUUUCGAGUUAUGUUUUAGUUAAUGAGCUCUCAGAGCCGAUCACUGCUGUAAAAACUCAUAAUAAGCCGAUGAAUGAGUAAUCAGCAUAGAUUUAUUUGUAUACACACCAUUUAACAGCAACACACAUGAAAAAUAUUAAAUAAAUAAAGAUAUGAAAUGCAAAAUAUUUUAAGUCAAUGAAAAAUCUACUACGAAAAUCCCCACUUCUCUUUUUUGAAGCUAAAUAAAAGAGAACACAGAGCGUUAGCCUACAGAGACAGAGAGAGCGAGAUAGAGUGAGUAACUGUUAUAAAUAACGUAUUAUUUUUAAAUCUAUACUCAACGUUAAAGAUAAAGUUUAGAAAAUUGUUUAGGAAAGCGAUAAGAUACAAUGGGAAUCAAUUUUCGAACGGCUCCCACCAGUAAAAACAAACGUUUGGUUUGUCAUAAUAAAAAAAGAGUUUGUAAAAAGAACAUUGAAAUUAAAAAAAAAGAAUAGUAAUAUAGAAUAUUUUUAGUUAAUAAAUUGCAUUUGUUGUGGAAUUGAAAAAAAAUUGUUCAGCAUUAGUGAUUAACAAACAAAAGUACAUACAAAUAUCCGAUAAAAACAAAAAUACACAACUGACCGCAAGUAGUUGAUGUAAGAAUAAAACAAACUCUCCUCCAACCGCUCAUUACUUCCCUUAUUAGCACUUUAGAGGUUUUAAAUUACUACAAAAAUCACGCAAUGCAGCAGCAGCAUUCAUCCUCUCAUCAUUUGCCAACAACACCAGAUUCUGCGGGUAUUCUUAUCGCCAAUGCAGGCUCAGCCGCCAACGAACGUAGAGGCCAGAAAAACAUAAUGAAUUGUUUUCGCGAUCGUACUCCCAGUUAUACGCGUUCGAACAGUAAUCUCACACGUGUUAACGGUCUAAUAACGAAUAAACCUUUAAACUAUCGUAACGAAGGUGUAGUUCUACUCAAAGAGCCACGUCCUAGACCCAUAAAAUUGACUUUACUUAAAAGUUCCAGUACUCGUGAUCUAAGUAAACUAUACGAAAUGGAUUUAAAUAAUCAAACACCAAAUACCCCUUUAUCUAAUGCUUCUUCUACGGAUUUAAAUAAAAUAUCAACUUCCUGCGGCUCAUCAUCGCCAUCAUCAUCAAAUUCUUCCUCCACCACAAAUUGUUCUUCUACACAAUGUGCCAAACGUUUACAAAAAUUAGAAUUAAAACUGGAAGUUUUACAAAAACAAUUACAAGAUCAGGAGAAAAUAACCAAGACUAUGUCUCUUCAAAUGGAAGACUUGACUAAGAAAUUUGAACAACUCUCUAGGGAGCAACAGGAAAUGCAAAAUAAACGCAAAAAGACUAGCAGUAGUAUGAGGCUGGUGAAAAAAGAUUCUACUGUGGGAGCGAAUCAAACGAGCGUACAACCUUCAAAAUUGGCAGCCUGGUUAAAGCUGUCCAAUUUCUGGAAACAGAGGCCUAGUAUACAGACUUUAAAGGAACAAAAUAUUUAUAAUGAUGAACCCUGUUUCGAUACCGAAAUCGAAUUGGUCCUUAAAGAUGAAGUACACAAAACAGUACCCAAAAUAGUGGUCGAUUGUUGUCAACUAAUAGAGGAAAAGUAUCGUAAAUCUACAGAACCCAUCGAGGGUAUUUAUCGACAAUGUGGUGACUACAAUAAAAUGCAGGCCUUACGGUUUAGCAUAGAUGCCAAUGACUAUAUGUCGCUGAGACAGCCCAACGUAGACAUACACACUUUAGCGGGAGUGUUAAAGUUAUUUCUAAGAGAAAUCAAAAGUCCUCUAGUAUCGGCCAAUGAAGCUAAAACUUUUAUAGGCAAACCCAAUCAGUGGUUGUUAACUGAUUUACCCAAUAAAUUGGAAAUAUUAAAAAGACUGAUACGUUCGCUGCCGGAAAUCAAUCGUGAUACAAUGGAAUAUUUAUUUGCUCAUUUCAAUAGAAUAACCAAAGUACCUUUACAACAUAUAAGUGCCGAAACGUUAUCAUUAUCGGUAACACCCUCCAUAUUUCAUACCGUACAAUCGGGUGCUCGCAUACAAGAUAUACAUCUACUUCUAAAAGAAAGUGAAGUUUUAGCCGAUUGUGUUAAGAUCAUGAUCGAAUAUCAUCAAAAAAUAUUUGAUUGUAGCCCAAGUUUAGAUACUAUUACAGCACCAACACCUUUACCACGUCCCUUUAUCCAUAAGCAUCAAAAUCCUGCAUAGUUGCCCCCCCUCUCUUUAUACAUACAUAUAUAUAUAUAUUUAUAUAGCUCUAUCUCAUUGUCCAUUUACUUACUGUUUUAGAUGCACUUCGGAUCGUAAAAUCCAGCGGAAUCGCAUAAGUGUAAGAAAUUUAAAGAAAACUUUAUCUCAUCCAGAUUUGUUAUUUCAAAAUUUAUUUUGA